Batrachochytrium dendrobatidis JAM81 is the source of this 1695-nucleotide messenger RNA. Its product is annotated as 1-phosphatidylinositol 4-kinase LSB6. The transcript is spliced from 3 exons. Gene Ontology annotation, molecular function: 1-phosphatidylinositol 4-kinase activity. Gene Ontology annotation, cellular component: trans-Golgi network; plasma membrane; fungal-type vacuole membrane. Bases 1 to 1695 code for a protein of 564 amino acids. Gene Ontology annotation, biological process: endosome organization; Golgi organization; phosphatidylinositol phosphate biosynthetic process. NCBI's taxonomy places the organism in Eukaryota, Fungi, Chytridiomycota, Chytridiomycetes, Rhizophydiales. The record is from RefSeq and is a predicted model, not a curated record.
AUGGGAUCUACUGCUAGAAGAAUUCUACCACUGAGUUUUCGUACCACUCGUUUGGCAUCUCUUGCUCCAAGUCUGGCUGCAUUGGAUCCGUUUUUGCUUGAUAAACCCCUUCCUAAUAAUCUUCCGCCGCCUGUUCCAAGAGAUUCGCUGAUUCCUGCUCGUCCAGCUCAGCUACAAAACUUAGUGACUCCAGUGACUCCGGUUUCUACUGCAGAAUUCGUUGACAUUCUCUGUGAUGUUCAACUAGCUAUUCACCAAGGAAUCUAUCCAACUCGUAUUUCCCAGGGCUCGUCUGGCUCAUACUUUUGUCGCAGUUCCCAAGGCCAGAUUGUUGGCGUGUUUAAACCUAAAAACGAAGAACCUUAUGGCAACAUGAACCCCAAAUGGACCAAGUGGCUUCAUCGUAAUUUGUUUCCUUGUUGCUUUGGCCGUACUUGUAUUGUUCCUAAUCAAGGGUAUGUGUCUGAAGCCGCCGCAUCGUAUCUUGAUCGGCGAUUGGGUUUAAAUCUGGUACCAAGAACAGAGAUUGUCUGUUUGGCUUCUCCAACAUUUCAUUAUUCAUUUCGAGAUAGGUGGGCAUAUCGUAUCUGGGGAAAGCCUUUGCCUACAAAGACUGGUAGUUUUCAACUGUUUUUGACUGGAUACAAGGAUGCAACAACCUUUUUUCGCCAAGGAUAUGAAUGUAUGCAAAGUCUACACGAAAUGAACGAGUCCAGAUCAUCAGAUAAUUUAGGUCCCACUUUACCGCCGCAUCCACUUGGGUGGACUCCUAAACAACAACUUCAAUUUCAACUGAGUUUUGAGCGUUUGGUUAUAUUGGAUUAUCUGAUUCGCAACACAGAUCGCAGCUCUGAUAAUUGGAUGCCCAGUAUUCCAGAUACUAAGCAGCAAUCUAAUACUGAUUCAUUUACAGUCCGUAUUGCAGCGAUUGAUAACGGUCUAGCAUUUCCAACCCAUCACCCAGAUCGCAUGCGAUCCUACCCUUAUAGUUGGGCUUUUUUGCCUAUAGCACAUAAACCGUUUUCACCAGAUACAGCACAUCUAGUUCUUCCACUCAUCACAUCAUCUCAGUGGUGGGAAACCACUUUUCAUGGAUUGGAGACCUUGUUUCGGCUAGAUCGAGGAUUUCAGACCAAGUUAUGGCGUAAACAGCGAUCAGUUAUACGUGGACAGGGUUAUAAUCUUACCGGGGUGCUGGGAAAAGUAUCUGUGGAUAAAUCUCAAAGUGAUAUGACUGCUCAGGCACAAAUGUCAGUGGAUGAUGUUGAUCCAAGCUCUAAUUUGCCUGCUUCUCCUUAUCAUCUUGUUCGUCUCCCAGCAGUAUUGGUUCACGAAGAGGUAGUUGAAGAGGAAAUGGACAGUGACACGGAUGAUAGUUUGGAUAGUGAUGAAGAGCAAGGUGUUGAGCAUGCUGAGGGAAUGUAUAGACAUCAGUCGGCCUCACGAUCUGCAGAUCAUAUUGUUGGAUCGGAUGGACUCGCAUUUGGCGAGAGUGGCGAUGAACGCCAUUACUUGCGAGAGGGGAAUCAUGGCCAUGCAACGAUUGGAAUGGGAAGCGCUCAUGCCAUUGGACGACGACAUAACAGUCGAGGUCGCGCACCUUCGUUUAUCCAGCGACAAAAGAAAAAGCUGCGACGAGUACAAAGACGAUUGGAGACUUUGACCUUGAGACAACCUUGCUGCACCCAUUGGUGA